Pundamilia nyererei is the source of this 3297-nucleotide messenger RNA. It is a transcript of the gene erg28, whose product is annotated as ergosterol biosynthesis 28 homolog. The transcript has 5 exons. Gene Ontology annotation, molecular function: protein-macromolecule adaptor activity. The record is from RefSeq and is a predicted model, not a curated record. Bases 122 to 553 code for a protein of 143 amino acids. Gene Ontology annotation, cellular component: endoplasmic reticulum; membrane. Lineage: Eukaryota; Metazoa; Chordata; Actinopteri; Cichliformes; Cichlidae.
UUGAAAGACUCGCCACUCGGUUGGCUUCAGUCCCACUUUUUCUAGCGCCAGUACACUCCUGUUUUGUCGGGAAUAUGAUAGUUUGACAGGCGCAGUCAGGUGCUUCUUCCACACAGAAGAGAUGAGUCGCUUUCUGAACGUCCUGCGGAGCUGGCUGGUGAUGGUGUCCGUCAUCGCGAUGGGAAACACCGUGCAGAGUUUCAGAGAUCACAGUUUUCUGUCCGAAAAGCUCUACACAGGCAUGCCAGAGUUUGUAAAUGGUCUCCAAGCUCGAACCUUUGGUAUUUGGACGCUGCUGUCAUCGAUCAUUCGCUGUGCCUGCGCCAUUGAUAUCCAGAAUAGAACGCUGUAUCACAUCACCUUAUGGACGUUUGUCCUGGCAUUGGGCCACUUCCUAUCUGAGGCUUUUAUCUAUAAAACUGCACCGCUGACUAUCGGAGUCAUGGCCCCUCUCAUUGUGGCUAGUUUUUCCAUCAUAGGAAUGCUCAUUGGAUUCCAGUGUUUUCCAGAAACACAGGAGGAAGUUGGAGCGCGACAGAAAAAGCAUAACUGAGUCCCAGCAAUCUGGAGUUUCCUGUUGUUGAACUGAAUCCACCUCCACCAGCCUUCUGUGAACUGGUCCUCGUGUGCUGCUUCUUGCCUUGAAGAACAGGAUAUACUGAUGUAAAUUCACUUUCUACUGUGACAUUAUUUACAUUUACACAGAUCAGCCAUGACAUUAAAACCCCUCACAGGUCAAAUAAAUACCAUUAUCUUGUGAAACUACAAUAUUCUGCUGGGAAACGUCGGGACCUGGGAUUCCUGGUCCACGACUGCAGUUGAUGUGCUCAAACACAGGAAGACGCUAGUAGUCCCUAAUCCAAAUGAGCCUUUGUAGGAUGUUCCCCAGCAAGGCUGAUCUUUGGGGACAACUGCUGCUGUCAUGCUCCCAAUCAGCACAUCCUCAAAGACCCUGCCUUCAUGAGGAAUCAGAGCUGUUUUAGCAGCACAAGAGGAACACAGCAGAUUAGGCAGGUGGUUUUAAUGUUGUGAUCGAUUGGUGUAUAUCUUACAAUACAGUGGUCAAUGUGUGCUGCUUUAGAAUUUGUAAUAAUUUCAUAUUUAAAAGAGCAAUAUCUGGAGUUUUAUGUUGUCCUAACAGCACAGAUAGCGUAUUCUUUCUCAGUCUCGGUUUUGCUAUGGUGCUGCUGACUGACCGCAGAAACAGAACCACAGUACACAUUUUCUCGUCACCAUGAUUGUUUUAUUGCACCAGAGCAGAGAAAGUACCGUUUUCUAGUCUUUCAAUCAAAGCAAGCCCAGAUGUACCAAAGAUCUCGGAAGGCUACGCAGAAGAAAACCACGCACCUCAUUAGAAAAAUCAUACAGCAGAGGUUGGUUUGAUGCUUGUUGUGUGCUGUGAAAGAUUUGUACAUCCUGGAAAUUUAUGCACAAAUAACUUUGUAUAAAACUUAAUUUUUAAAAAAUAUCUUGAUUUUUUUAUGUUUUUUAUUGCUGUAAUAAUUGUGGCAAUAGUAUUUUGUAGUCUUGUAAUCCUUUGUUUGAAGUGUCCUUCAAGGUGUAAUUGUGUUUUUGCACGGUUUGUGCUAAAGACUGAAAUCCCAGUUUUGUUCUGUUCUCAUAUUUGGGUUAAAGAAAGCAUAAAUCUCCUGAUUUAAACAUGGCCACAUUGUGGUGAAAUACAAAAAUACACAGACACAUUUAGCUAGGGCUUAUUUAUCUAUAAAUAUAUAGAUUUGUUCUUAAUUUAGUUUCUGUUUUUGGUACAGUGUUCAAAAUCCCAUAGUUUGUAUUGCAGUUUCAUUUUUUCCUUAUUGACUGGAUCAACUACACAUCAUGCCAAAAUAGCAAAAACUCUAAGGGUGUGGAAAAUUCACAGCACUUUAAAGUGCCUAAGACUAAGAUGAACUAGAACCUCUCACAGACACAUAAAAGUCCUAAUUAAAUAUCAACAUUUCGAGACAACUUCCUAAAAAUACCUGAAGUAAAAAUUUGUACAACUACUGGUUACACAGCAUAAAAUACACACAGGCAACAAAACGAAGGAAAACACUAAACCACUUGAGCCUUUGACCCUGGGCUCUAACAGGUGGAGGGCAUUUGAUUGGCACUGUUUAGGUCCACUCAGGAUCGGUGCACAACUGUGCAAAGUGGUGCUCAGAUCAGGCCACAUCUGUUGGACACUUGGGACACUUAAUGACUAUAAAAAAUAAGAUGUGUUAAGCCUUUAAAGUCAUCAGAAUUUAACCACAUUGACCAUAAAGAGGAGAUUUUGGCCAUCUUAUGUUUGCUUGCCACUACAAUUAUUCACACAAAAUUAGGUAAUAUUUUCCACAAGAACUGAGCUGCAUUACUCCGACUCUGGCAUGUAUUGGCCCAACACCCAAGACAUAUUUCUGAUGGAUUUCCCUUCGAUUUGUCGCCUGUUUGUAUAAUUCUACAGUACCAAAAGUAAAAAGUACACAUAAAAAGUGUGCAAAAUGAUAAGGGCAGUAGAUCUGAUUAGUCGCAAUCUCCCAUUGUGUUGUUCUUAUUUUCCGCUGUGCUGACAUCCUUUGCGUUCCGGACAUUCUCGCCUCUUGUGUCUUUUUAAAGAAGUCAAGCACAGUAAAAUGGGGCCAAUAUUGACCGCCCCCCCCCCUCAAAGCGAACUCAGAUACAUUGCAUCAGCAGUAUUCACAAGUAAUACUGUCAUCCUGAACGGCAGACGACAGAUACGAAAGCCUCAAUUAGGCGAAAGGUGACUUGGCUGCCUGACAGGUAAACACGUCGUAGUCCUUAAUCUGCAUUGAAUACACAUAUUCUAAACACAGAACACUAACAUGAGACACCUUCAUCAAUGUAAAGAGAGAGUUCAAUUACACACAAUGUUGGUCAUAUAUUAGAAAACUUUCAAUAUUGCCAGUCAAAUGCAUAAAACACUACAUUAACACCGGUCAGAAGAAAACUAGGAAAGGCAUUCAGUUAGAUUGAAGGUUGGAGUCACUAAAGUGGCAGAUACAUUGCACCUAACAAGACAUGUAAAAUGCCAUCAUCCCAUGAUGUAAAAACCUUGAAAGUGCAUUCCCCCAUGGUGCUUUGGGGUGUAAUACCAAUGUGGAUUUCUGCAUCACAGAGUCCAAACAGAACUCCGUAAAGCAACACUGUUCUCUGUGAUUCAGCCUCCAUGUUCUUACAGUUCACAGCUUUCAGCUCCUCAGUCGUUUGUGCAUGAUUGUGCGUCUCUAUAUGUCAGUUUUUGUUGUUGUUUUUUAAUGUGUCUUAUUUGUUUUUAAUCUGUACACGGUGAUAUUCUGA